CCAUCUUUGACCGGCCAGAGGCUCAUGGGAUAAAGACUUGUGUGCACCAUGAUGAAUUGUCGUGUUGCGGACUGAUCUGUGAUUGACGUGCGUGUCCCUACCUGGUCACCAUGUUCCUGUACAACCUGACCUUGCAGAGGGCCACGGGGGUCAUCUCGGCCAUCCAUGGCAACUUCUCGGGCACCAAGCUACAGGAGAUAAUUGUGGCCAAGGGCAAGAUCCUGGAGCUGCUGCGUCCAGACCCUAAUACUGGCAAAGUGUACACUAUCCUCACCGUGGAGAUAUUUGGGGUCAUCCGUGCCCUUAUGCCAUUCAGGUUGACUGGAGGCUCAAAAGAUUAUGUUGUGGUCGGGUCAGAUUCGGGAAGGAUUGUGAUCUUGGAAUACAUGCCAGGCAAAAAUGCAUUUGAAAAGGUUCAUCAGGAGACGUUUGGUAAGAGCGGGUGCCGGCGUAUUGUUCCUGGUCAGUACCUGGCUGUAGACCCUAAAGGACGUGCCGUCAUGAUCAGUGCGGUGGAGAAGCAGAAGCUGGUAUAUAUCCUAAACAGAGAUGCUCAGGCGAGGCUUACCAUCUCCUCCCCAUUAGAGGCUCACAAAUCCAACACCCUGGUCUAUCACGUGGUCGGGGUAGAUGUAGGGUUUGAAAACCCAACGUUUGCCUGUCUAGAAAUUGAUUAUGAGGAAGCUGACACAGACCCAACAGGAGAGGCUGCAGUCAAGACACAGCAGAUGUUAACCUACUAUGAACUGGACCUGGGACUAAACCAUGUGGUCAGGAAAUACUCUGAGCAGCUUGAGGAACAUGCCAACUUCCUCAUCACAGUACCUGGAGGAAACGAUGGACCCAGUGGUGUGUUGAUCUGCUCCGAGAACUACAUAACUUACAAAAACUUGGGUGACCAGCCAGAUAUUAGAUGUCCUAUUCCAAGGAGAAGGAAUGACUUGGAUGAUCCGGAGCGGGGAAUGAUCUUCGUAUGCAGCGCUACUCACAAAACAAAGUCCAUGUUUUUUUUCUUGGCUCAAACUGAACAAGGAGAUAUUUUCAAGGUGACGUUGGAAGCUGAUGAAGGCAUGGUGACUGAGAUUAAACUUAAAUACUUCGACACAACCAAUGUGGCUUCAAGUAUGUGUGUGCUGAAAACUGGAUUCCUUUAUGUGGCCUCAGAAUUUGGAAACCAUUGCCUGUACCAGAUUGCUAACCUAGGAGACGAUGAUGGAGAGCCAGAAUUCAGCAGUGGUCAACCUGUGGAGGAAGGGGACACCUUUUUCUUUGACCCUCGACCCCUGAAGAACCUUGUUAUGGUGGAAGAAAUGGACAGUUUGUCUCCUAUCAUGUGUUGUCAGAUAGCAGACUUGGCCAAUGAGGACACCCCCCAGCUUUACACGCUUUGUGGCCGAGGCCCACGAUCAUCUCUGAGGGUGUUACGUCAUGGUCUGGAGGUAUCAGAGAUGGCCGUCUCUGAACUUCCAGGUAACCCAAAUGCUGUGUGGACUGUAAAGAAAAUGAUAGAAGACGAGUACGAUGCCUACAUCAUCGUGUCCUUCGUGAACGCCACCCUGGUCCUGUCCAUCGGUGAAACUGUAGAGGAAGUGACGGAUUCUGGAUUUCUGGGAACCACACCCACAUUGUCUUGCUCUCAGCUGGGAGAUGAAGCUCUUGUUCAGAUUUACCCGGAUGGUAUCCGUCACAUCAGACAGGACAAAAGAGUGAACGAAUGGAAAACACCGGGGAAGAAAAACAUAGUGAAAUGUGCAGUGAAUCAGCGACAAGUAGUCAUUGCCCUGACAGGAGGAGAGCUUGUGUACUUCGAAAUGGACCCGACUGGUCAACUUAAUGAAUAUACAGAGCGUAAAGAGAUGUCUGCAGACGUAGUGUGUAUGGCUCUGGGCAAGGUACCGGUCGGGGAACAGAGAUGUCGAUUUCUUGCUGUUGGUCUGUCUGACAACACCGUCAGAAUUAUCUCCCUUGAUCCAACAGAUUGUCUAUCCCCAUUGAGCAUGCAGGCCUUGCCGGCAUCCCCAGAGUCGCUAUGUAUCAUAGAGAUGGGGAGUAUGGAGGCCAGUGUGGAGACCGAUGAAACUGGCUCUGCUGGGGGUCUCUUCCUGAACAUAGGGUUACAGAAUGGCGUAUUGUUGCGGACGGUGUUGGACACAGUGACAGGUGAUCUGUCAGACACCAGGACCAGAUACUUGGGGUCUCGCGCCGUCAAAUUAUUCAGGAUAACCAUGCAGGGAUCAGAAGCAGUGCUUGCUAUGUCGAGUCGCUCCUGGUUGAGCUACACUUACCAGAACCGAUUCCAUCUCACCCCAUUGUCAUAUGAAACUCUGGAGUACGCCUCAGGCUUUGCAUCGGAACAGUGCCCUGAGGGUAUCGUCGCUAUCUCUACCAACACGCUGAGGAUUUUAGCCCUGGAGAAGCUGGGGGCGGUGUUUAAUCAAGUGGCCUGGCCGUUACAGUUCACUCCUCGUAAAUUCGUCAUCCAUCCCGAGUCCAACAACCUGGUUAUCAUUGAGACAGACCACAACGCUUACACAGACGAAACCAAACAGCAGCGUAAACAGCAGAUGGCAUUGGAAAUGGUGGAGGCUGCUCGGCCUGAGGAACAGGAAAUAGCUGCACAGAUGGCCGCUUCCUUUCUGCAGGAAGAGAUGCCAGAGAAUGUGUUCGGUGCCCCCAAAGCUGGUAAUGGUAUGUGGGCUUCGCUGAUCCGAAUCCUUAACCCGGUGACUGGGGAAACCCUCGACAAGGUGGCCCUGGAGCAAAAUGAAGCUGCACACAGUAUCUGCUUAACAAAGUUCGCAAACCAUGGUGAUGACCAGUUUGUGUUGGUGGGCACAGCAAAGGAGCUAGUGUUAAACCCACGCUCACUGAGCGGGGGGUAUGUCUACGUCUUCAAGUUGACGAAUGAGGGAGAGCAACUGGAAUUCAUGCACAAAACAGCCAUGGAUGAAAUGCCUGGUGCAAUCGCACCCUUCCAAGGAAGAGUCCUCAUUGGUGUUGGAAGGCAGCUCAGAAUUUAUGACCUAGGAAAGAAAAAAUUGUUGCGCAAGUGUGAAAAUAAGCACAUACCAAACUUCAUCGUGAACAUCCAGACGACGGGACAGAGGAUUGUGGUUUCUGACAUUCAGGACAGCUUCCAUUUCCUGCGCUACAAACGUCAGGAGAAUCAGCUGGUGAUCUUUGCAGAUGACACUUGUCCUCGCUGGCUCACCUGCUCAUGUUUGCUGGACUUCAAUACGGUGGCUGGGGCAGACAAGUUUGGGAAUGUGACAGUGGUACGACUACCAGCAGACAUUACAGAUGACGUGGAUGAAGACCCCACAGGGAAUAAAGCAUUGUGGGACAGAGGGUUGCUGAAUGGAGCCUCCCAAAAGACUGACAUUGUGGCAAAUUUCCAUGUGGGGGAAGUUGUAACCUCUCUGCAAAAGGCUACCCUAAUCCCAGGGGGGUCAGAAUCACUGGUUUACACCACGCUGUCUGGUGGGAUAGGCAUGUUGGUCCCUUUUACGUCACAUGAGGACCAUGAUUUCUUCCAGCAUUUAGAGAUGCACAUGAGAUCAGAGCAGCCACCCUUGUGUGGCCGAGAUCACCUGUCAUUCAGGUCAUACUACUUUCCUGUCAAGAAUGUGAUUGAUGGAGACCUGUGUGAAAUCUUCAACUCCAUGGAUCUGGGCAAACAGAAGAGUGUAUCAGAAGAGCUGGAUAGAACGCCAAGUGAGGUUUCCAAAAAGCUUGAAGACAUCAGGACCCGCUAUGCUUUCUAAGUAGGGAAGAUAACAGAUGCAGUUGAUGUGAUGCCUGUUCUGAUCGUACCAGUGACCAGAUGUCUGCUAACAGGAAAAGUUGGUUGGAGGGCCUAACAUCGGCUGUCUUCAGUUGAUGGAGGGGCUAACAUCAGCUCUCUUCAUUUGAUGGAGGGGCUAACAUCAGCUCUCUUCAUUUGAUGGAGGGGCCUAACAUCAGAUUUCCUCAGUUGAUCGCAGGGCCUAACAUCAGAUUUCCUCAGUUGAUUGCAGGGCCUAACAUCAGAUUUCCUCAGUUGAUGGAGGGCCUAACAUCAGAUUUCCUCAGUUCAUCGCAGGGUCUUACAUCAGAUUUCCUCAGUUGAUCGCAGGGCCUAACAUCAGAUUUCCUCAGUUGAUGGAGGGCCUAACAUCAGAUUUCUUCAGUUGAUCACAGGGCCUAACAUCAGAUUUCUUCAGUUGAUGACAGGGCCUAACAUCAGCUCUCUUCAGUGAUCGGAGGGCGUCACGUCAGAUCUCUUCAGUUGAUCGGAGUGCGUAACAUCAAAUCUCUGCUGUUGAGCAAAGAUUAUAUCAGAUAUCUCUAGUUGAUCGGAUGGCUUAACCAUCAGAAAUGUCCACCCACAGUUGAUCAUAUCUCUUGUGUAUGUGCAUAAGGCAUGUCACAUUAGACUGAAACCAAAGCUGUGCACAUGACAGUACAUACCUGAAACAGGCUUGUGUAAAUAAAUCCCUGUAAAUAGAACUUCAUUAAAUUGUCGCAGACCUUGAUGGGUCCUUUCAUCUGAAAGUACUGUUGCAGUACCUAAGGAAAGGUUUUCUAUUAAUCCGUGGAUUCCGUGUAAAUAGUGUUCAUCAUCCAGCACAUCAUAAUUGUGAAUAAUUUCAUUAAUAUCUUGCAGCACCCGAACUGUAGAUAAUAAAAUGUUUACACAACUGUGCAUUGGUGUUUAAUAUUGGUUUGUUGUGUUAAUCUACAUUUUAGCUCGCCUGUACGAAGUAAGGAGGGGUAUUGUGAGAGGGGGGAAAAGUGUCUGUGUUGGUGUCUUGUUCAAGUGGUUUCCCAGUGCUGGGCCUUCCAAACUGCAGGUAGAUGGUUUUAUGCCCCCUGAAUCGAUAUUAAUCAUAUGAAAAGUCAAAAACGGUUGAAUUUGGUGAUCAAACAUGAGAAAAUCUACUCUACUACGAUUGUACCAGCGGUAACUUGACCUUGUGACGUCACAGCGGAACAUUCCCUGGGAGCAUGUGAGGCUUCUCUGUGUGCAUCACAAACACCCAGGAGACAAUCGCUAUACUUUUACAGCUAACACAACGCAGGAUACUGUAUAGUUACAUAUAUGGCCUGAAAAUGUCAGAUUAUGAAACUUUGGACCAGGGCCCGUCUUUUUCAAGCAACUUAAGGCUGAAAUCAUAAAGGGCAAGUGCUUAAAGUCAAACUCGGAAGAAGAAAGCUCUCAAAUUGUGGUUAGUACAUUGUUCUGCAGUAAAGAAUCAUUGUACUGAUGGAGGGUUUUUCCAUUAUCCCCUCACCCCCACCUCAACGAAGUUGGCGAGGGAUAGUACAAUGUAGACCCGAUGUUGUCCCUGCUUCUUGCACAUUCGAAUUUGUACAUGCUUACGUUAAAUGGCAAUAGGCUACUUUUUUAUAUCCCCUCCACCCCCUUAGGCGGAUCAUAUUAUGUGAAAGUGAUUUUGUCUGCCCCUUCGUGUCUGGGCUCUAAUUUAAUUUGUGGUGGAUGCAUACACAGAUGACGAUGUGUUGCAACUUACAUUUGUCGAUUUUCGCAGUUGUCAUGGUAACUAGAUAGCCAUUUUCCUUAUAUAUAUACACUACAUAAAUCGAUAUGAUUUUUGUGUCCGAGCAACAACCCCCACCCCGACUCCGUUUUCCACACACAGUUUUAAUUUUUGGUGGAUACGUAGGUACACAGAUGAUUUCACAGUUGUCAAGGUAACCAGAUAGCCAUUUUCCUUUUAAAUACUACAUAAGUGAUAAUGUGUCUGGACUACAACUAUGUUUUCCACAUCGUUUUUGUUUUUGGUCGAUUCUCAGAUGACGAUGUGUCGAGAUUCACGCCCAUUUUCGCAGUUGAUAUGGUAACCAGAUAGCCAUUUUCCAUAUAUACAUAUAUAUACACUAUAUAGAUAUGAUUUCAUGUCUUUGCUAUAACUCGUUUCCCCACACAGAGUUUAAAUGUUUGGUGGAUACUUAGAUGCACAGAUGUGUUGCGACUCGCAUUUGUCCAUUUUCGGAGUUGUCCUGGUGACUAGUCAUUUUCCUUGUAUAUACUAUAUAAAUGUGAUUUUCGUGUCCAGGCAACACCCUCCCUCUGUUUUUCUCGCAGAUUUUUAAUUUUUGGUGGAUACAUAGAUACACAGAUGGCAGUGUGUCAUGCACUCCCAUUUGUCCAUUUUCACGGUUGUCUUGGUAACUAGAUAGCCAUUUUCCUUAUAUUUUACUUCAUAUAUAGAAAUGAGUUCAUUUUCGGGCUACAACACCAACUGUUUUCCACAUAGUUUGGAUUUGAGCUGGACACCUUUGUCCACUUGCGAUGAAGAUUCGCCUCUGGUUUUAUACCGGUCACAAUGCUGCUGGCAUUCUUUCAUGCAUUUCUUGGGGGCGUAUGUUGUGUUCACCUGAAAUCUUAUUUUGUAAUUACUCUCCUUCCAAGACUGCGCAACAGUGUUCAUAUAUUUAGAUUUUGUCCAGGCAUCUUCCAAACUACUGCGCCGAUUUUGAUCAAACUUACCAUACAUUUUGCCUAUCAUCUGAACUUGUGCAUGUUCAAGUUCAUUGGCAAUCGGGUGAUCAUUUUCAGGGGAGGUAUUGUGAGAAGGGGGUCAGAUGCUGUCGGUAUCCGGUUUGGGUAUAGCUUUUGGCCAGUCAUAAGGUUGCAGUGGCCACCCAUAGUACACAGAUAGCCAAUCAUUGGCAGCGAUUUGCAUUUCAAAGACCAAGGAAGCCUUAUUUCAUAGCUCAACAUUUUCCUCCGCUAUUUCACAGGAUUGCAAUUGCCUUCCAUAGUACAUUGAUGGCUAAACGCAAUUUGCAUAUCGAAGAUCUCUUUGGUAAGUCUUAGUUGUGCGCUAACUUCGUGGAGUGUCCUUAACCACCGCAAUGAUUUACAACUCGUGAAUUCACAGCACUUUUUGUUUAUCACAACACAACUUUAACAACCAGCACACAUGUCAACUUAUCGCUAAUAUUCAGGUUAUUUUUUUUUAAUAACUUCUCACACAAAGAGUUAACUGUCUGUUUUUUUGCAAUAUUGUCUAAUUUUCUUAGACAUCUGGUGGGGUGUUCAUUGGCUAUGUCUGCGUAGUGACUAAAAACCGGUUACGAAGCUUAGGUGAACUGCUUGUUUGUCUUUAUUUGUUUAUUUUAAUUCCCAUGUUUCUAUCGCUAAAUUGGUUUGGACGGCUCUAACUUUGCAAGAAUAAAUCAGCAGUAUUCAAAUCUCCAAUCUAGAAAUAAAUUACUUGAACUAAUGUAACCCAUCACAUAGAGGAAUAUUUAACUUUUCUAACAUCGUUGAAUAGUAUAAGUCUUAAUUUUUCCCAGAAACAACUCGUGUGAUGUACUGUGUAUGUACCUGUAUAAAACACAAAAAUGCUGAUAAUAUAUCGGUAAUAUUGACCUCCAAAGUUGACUUGUUCGUCAAAAUAUGUUGGAAAUUGCGUGGGUCUGGUUCACUGUUUU
Molecule: messenger RNA, 7443 nt
Organism: Liolophura sinensis
Lineage: Eukaryota; Metazoa; Mollusca; Polyplacophora; Chitonida; Chitonidae
Product: splicing factor 3B subunit 3-like
Exons: 28
Coding region: 111-3764 (1217 amino acids)
Cellular component (GO): nucleus
Molecular function (GO): nucleic acid binding; protein binding
Source: RefSeq, a predicted model, not a curated record